This is a messenger RNA of Plasmodium knowlesi strain H, 450 nucleotides long. RefSeq lists its product as uncharacterized. Gene Ontology annotation, molecular function: RNA cap binding. The transcript is spliced from 3 exons. The record is from RefSeq and is a predicted model, not a curated record. Gene Ontology annotation, biological process: deadenylation-dependent decapping of nuclear-transcribed mRNA. Bases 1 to 450 code for a protein of 149 amino acids. Gene Ontology annotation, cellular component: Lsm1-7-Pat1 complex; P-body. NCBI's taxonomy places the organism in Eukaryota, Apicomplexa, Aconoidasida, Haemosporida, Plasmodiidae.
AUGGAACAGUCGUCUAUGCCUCUGUGGCUCAGCACCUUUGAGGAGGAUAUUGACACCUACAUUUUCAUUUCCUCAAGGGACAACAAACUUUAUCAAGGAAUACUAAGAACGUACGACCAGCAUGGAAACAUAUUUCUAACACACUGUGUGGAGAAAAUAAUAAUUCCAGAGAGGAACUACUUUUCGGAUAUCUACGUUGGAAACCUCAUCAUCAGGGGAGACAACAUCGCCUACUUCGGUUCCGUAGACGAAGACAAGUACGCAAAGAUGUUCGAUUACUCGCAGGAAAAUAAGGCAACAAAGGAAGCGGAGGAUAAUUCAGAAGCCGACUUGGUAAAGAACCAAAAAUCGCUAAGCUCUGAAAAUGUUGUUCUACAGUACAAACCGAUAAACCAAAUUUUGAGUUACCUCCCAGAUAAUAAUCAAGACUAUGCCGCUUUUGAUAAUUAA